This is a messenger RNA of Lathyrus oleraceus (garden pea), 882 nucleotides long. RefSeq lists its product as uncharacterized. NCBI's taxonomy places the organism in Eukaryota, Viridiplantae, Streptophyta, Magnoliopsida, Fabales, Fabaceae. The transcript is spliced from 2 exons. Gene Ontology annotation, molecular function: RNA-DNA hybrid ribonuclease activity; nucleic acid binding. The coding region runs from base 1 to 882 and encodes 293 amino acids. The record is from RefSeq and is a predicted model, not a curated record.
AUGUACUUGAAAGCAAAAGAUUAUGAUGAAUCGUUGCCAAGUGAAGGGCCAGAUCCAGAAUCCCGUUGGGGUUUGAUAUUUGAUGGAGCUGUUAAUUCUUAUGGUAAUGGAAUUGGGGAAGUCAUUGUCACUCUUCAAGUUUCUCAUAUUCCAUUUACUGCAAGAUUGACAUUCACUUGUAGAAACAACGUGGCAGAAUAUGAAGUGUGCAUUAUGGGUCUGGAAGAGGCUAUCGACUUGAGAAUAAAAAUUCUUGACGUAUAUGGAGAUUCAGCUUUGGUGAUUAAUCAUAUCAAAGGAGAAUGGGAAACCUGUCAGCCUGGCUUGAUUCCUUACAAAGAUUAUGCGAGGAGGCUGUCAACAUUCUUCAACCAAAGUGAAUUUCAUCAUAUACCUCGUGAGGAGAAUCAGAUAGAAGAUGCUCUGGCAACUUUAUCCCCCAUGAUUGUUAUGAACCGGUGGAAUGAUGUGCCUACAAUAAAUGUUAUGCGCCUCGACAGACCUGCUCAUGUGUUCGCCGUAGAAGAGUUCAUUGAUGGCAAACCAUGGUAUCAUGAUAUUAAAUGCUUUAUUCAAAGACAAGAGUACCCACCCGGGGCAUCAAACAAAGAUAAGAAGACUCUUAUAAGGUUGGCUGGUACCUUCUUUCUGAAUGAAGAUGUGUUGUACAAAAGAAACUUUGACAUGACACCAACUGGUUACGAUGAUGCUGCCUCUCCACCUCAUCCUACCCCGUCCGCAGAAUCGGCAGUACCUGAUCUUAGACAUCAUAUGCCCGGAACUGAUUAUAAUACCGCUAUUCAAGCCUUGAUGUCCGAACAAGAUGCCAUUAGAGAAGAGUUAACUAUGAUGGGACAUGAAUUUAUGGAAUACAUGAGUUGA